Messenger RNA from Fopius arisanus, 1549 nucleotides. It is a transcript of the gene r-l, whose product is annotated as rudimentary-like. The transcript is spliced from 3 exons. Bases 110 to 1525 code for a protein of 471 amino acids. The record is from RefSeq and is a predicted model, not a curated record. NCBI's taxonomy places the organism in Eukaryota, Metazoa, Arthropoda, Insecta, Hymenoptera, Braconidae. Gene Ontology annotation, molecular function: orotate phosphoribosyltransferase activity; orotidine-5'-phosphate decarboxylase activity. Gene Ontology annotation, biological process: 'de novo' UMP biosynthetic process; 'de novo' pyrimidine nucleobase biosynthetic process.
AGUGUAUCAUCUCCGGUCCGCGUUCCGAACCGGGAACCCGGUUCAGUACACGUGUUUGUUUUUCAAGUAAAAUUUUUUGCGUCGGCCGCGAAUUAAUAUCGAGUGAGAAAUGGAGAAACAGCUAAAGGAAUUGGCUAUUAGACUCUAUGAAAUCGAUGCAGUAAAAUUUGGCGAUUUUAUUACCAAAGUAGGAUUAAAAACUCCAGUGUAUGUAGACUUAAGGGUUCUAAUUUCAUACCCAAAGAUAUUGAAACAAAUAUCGAAUAUCCUUUGGGGUUUAACUGCAGAUGUGGAUAAUGUUAAUCAAAUCUGUGGUGUGCCGUAUACUGCUCUGCCAAUUGCCAGUAUUAUAUCUGCAGAAUGGGAUAUUCCAAUGGUAAUCCGAAGGAAAGAAGCAAAAGCCUACGGUACCAAGAAAAUGAUCGAGGGAAACUUCAAACAUGGAGACACGUGUGUAAUCAUCGAGGACGUGGUGACCAGUGGAAGCAGCAUCUUAGAAACCGUGAGGGACUUGAAGAAUGAGGGUCUCCAAAUCACUCAAACCCUUGUCAUCCUGGACAGACAGCAAGGAGGCAGGAAGAAUAUCGAGAAAAGUGGAAUUAAAAUGCAGAGUCUCUACACACUUACUCAACUCCUGGAGUACCUCUUGGAAGCGAAUAAAAUCACCUCGGAAACUCUGAAAGAAGUCACUCACUACCUGGCUCAACAUUCAGCUCCUGUAAAAACCCUGGAAGACGGUUCUUCAAGAAGAUUGAAACUAGAUUUUACUGAACGUUCAAAAAUUGCUACAAGCCCUCUAGCUUCAAAACUCUUGAAACUAAUGGACCAAAAGGGAACAACACUCUGUCUGGCAGCAGAUUUGACAUCUGCCAAUGAGAUACUCGAGUUAUCGGAACUUGCAGGGCCACACAUAGCUGUACUCAAGAUCCACGUGGACAUAAUCGAGGACUUCGACCUAAGCUUCAUCCAGAAGCUGAAGCAACUGUCCUCAAAACACAAGUUCUACUUGAUGGAGGACAGAAAAUUCGGAGAUAUUGGGAAUACAGCAUCACUGCAAUACGAAAAGGGAAUUUAUAAAAUAGCUGAAUGGGCCGAUUUUAUCACUGCGCAUCCUGUUCCAGGCCCAAGCAUAUUGGAUGGCCUAAAAUAUGCCUUGAGGAAUGUCUCUGAUGACCGUGGAAUAUUUUUGGUAACCCAGAUGUCUUCCAAUGGAGCUUUAACAACCGAAACUUACGUUAAGGCGUCCGUAACCCUCAGUCAAGAUUCAAACCUGGUGGUAGGGCAUGUUUGCCAGUCAAAUAUUUUUUCUGACCCUGGAUUGAUCCAAUUGACUCCUGGGGUAAAGUUAACCCAAACUUCUGAUAACUUAGGACAACAAUACAACACUCCAGAGGUAGUUGUCAAUGCUGGCGCUGAUCUGGUCGUCGUUGGCCGGGGAAUCACCGAAUCCCCCGACAAAUUAUCAUCAAUCCUUAAUUAUAAAAAUCAACUCUGGGCUGCAUACAAAAAUCGAAUUAGUUCAUGAUUUUUGGAUUAAUUUUUUAUGAAU